CGUCGUAAAGAUCAAGACAGCAUCUCGCAUAUACGAAUUAACAUGCCUCAAAUUCUGCAAAAUUACUAGUCAAAUCCACAUCCUUAAUUAAAGCCGAAAAAGGGAAACAUCUCUGUAUCAACUAUCAUCUCCAAAUUUCUGGAGCCAUGAAGCUUCUUCUCCUCAAGCUCAUAUUAUCGACAGUUUUGAUCGUAUGCAGUCUCCACUCCUCCACAGUACAAGCCUUGAAACCGCCCAUUCGCCCCACCGACGUGCUGCCGCUGCUGCCGAGGCAAAUUUCAUGGCCUAUACUCAACAAGCUCAAUAGCGCCGCUGACCUUCUGCCGGCGUUUGUUGGGGCUGCUUCCGCCACCAACAAUUCAAUUUUGCAGUGGAAAGGAGCUUGCUUCUAUGAGAACACCGCGUGGUUGGAGUUCCAUAACAACAGCGGAACUCAGUGGGGCGGCGGCACUCUCCACCUUAAGGUUACGAAAGCCCAUAGUUGGACAUGUAUGGAUCUUUAUGUUUUUGCAACUCCAUAUCGCGUGACAUGGGACUACUACUUUCUGUCUCGGGAGCAUACACUUGACUUCAGUGAGUGGGAAUCUGCAGCUGAGUAUGAAUACGUCAAGCAUACAGGGGUUGCGAUUUUUCUGAUGCAAGCGGGGAUGAUAGGGACGCUGCAGGCUCUAUGGGAGGUGAUGCCUCUGUUUGUGAACUCUGUGUGGGGUGAGAGCUCUAAUGUUGCAUUUCUUGAAAAGCACAUGGGUGCUACCUUCGAAGCACGACCUGAACCAUGGAUUACCAACAUUACUGUUGAUGAUAUCCACUCUGGUGAUUUCCUUGCAUUGUCCAAAAUUCGAGGCAGAUGGGGUGGUUUUGAGACCCUAGAGAAGUGGGUGACUGGAUCUUAUGCUGGUCACAGUGCAGUCUGCUUGAGGGACUCGGAAGGAAACCUGUGGGUUGCAGAGUCAGGGCAUGAAAAUGAGGAGGGAGAAGAUAUUAUUGCUAUUCUUACAUGGGAUGAGUGGUGGGAAUAUGAGCUGACUAAAGAUGACGCCAAUCCACACAUAGCGCUUCUUCCUUUGCAUCCUGAUCUCCGUGCCAAGUUCAAUGAGACUGCUGCGUGGGAAUAUGCGAAGAGCAUGGCAGGGUUACCAUAUGGUUACCAUAACUUGAUUUUUAGCUGGAUCGACACAAUCAGUGAUAAUUAUCCCUCACCUCUGGAUGCUAACCUGGUUGCUUCUGUUAUGACUGUUUGGACUCAGAUGGCUCCUGCAUAUGCAGGUAGCUUGUGGAAUGAAGCAUUGAACAAACGUCUUGGAACUCAGAACUUAACUCUCUCUGAGAUUCUUGUGGAAGUUGAGAAACGUGGAUCAUCUUUUGGUGAAUUGUUGGCAAUCCCCGAACAAGACGAUUGGGUUUAUGUCGACGGGAAGUCAACUUCAUGUGUUGCUUUUGUCUUUGAAAUGUACAAGGAAGCAGGACUGUUUGGGGAACUUGCAAACUCUAUUCAAGUAACUGAGUUCACGAUAAAAGAUGCAUACUCUCUGAAGUUCUUUGACAACAAUUCAAGCCGUUUGCCUAAGUGGUGCAACGAUGCGGACACAGUAAAACUUCCCUACUGCCAAAUCAAAGGGAAAUACCGGAUGGAGUUGCCUGGAUACAAUAGCAUGGAACCUUACCCCCACAUGAACGAGCACUGCCCUUCGUUGCCACCAAAGUAUUCCAGAACAGAAGGCUGCUAAGCAACUACGGUGUCCUCGUAGUUAUGCAUUGCGCCCGUAAUCUGGUAUGUAUAUUCUAGGUGAUACAAACGGCAUGUAUAUUCUAGUUGAUGAUACAAACUGUAUUCAUCCUGUAUAUUCUAGUUAGUUCAUAUGUAAUACGCAACAAGUAUGUCAUGCCUAAUACUAUUAAUACUUCUCUUUUGAUCA
Molecule: messenger RNA, 1916 nt
Organism: Salvia hispanica
Lineage: Eukaryota; Viridiplantae; Streptophyta; Magnoliopsida; Lamiales; Lamiaceae
Source: RefSeq, a predicted model, not a curated record